Messenger RNA from Condylostylus longicornis, 798 nucleotides. Its product is annotated as serine protease gd-like. Gene Ontology annotation, biological process: proteolysis. Gene Ontology annotation, molecular function: serine-type endopeptidase activity. The annotation marks the transcript as partial. The record is from RefSeq and is a predicted model, not a curated record. The transcript is spliced from 2 exons. NCBI's taxonomy places the organism in Eukaryota, Metazoa, Arthropoda, Insecta, Diptera, Dolichopodidae.
AGUAGCGGUGGUCCUGUUUCAUGUGGAACAACUACAGUACCAGUUAAUUUAAUUUUUGGUGGUAAAAAAAUGAAACCAGGUAGCUGGCCAUGGUUAACAGCAAUAUUUGUAAAUGAUAAAGGACGAUUUACUUAUAUAUGUGCUGGUAAUUUGAUAUCACCGCAAGGAAUAAUAACAGCUGCACAUUGUGUUACAAUACCUGGAGGAAUUCGUAAUCCACAGGAUAUUAGAAUUGGAUUAGGUAUAUAUAAUAUUGAUAAUUGGAAUGAUCCAAAUGCUCAAAUAGCCGGUGUUAGUAAUGUUAUACCACAUCCUGAAUAUUCACGUCAGAAAAUAUAUGAUGCUGAUAUUGCGGUUAUAAUCUUAGAUAGACCAUAUAGCUAUACUAAUUUUGUGCGACCAGUUUGUAUGUGGAGAGAUGAAUUUGGUACAGCGACAGAUCGUGAAGGACAAGUAGCUGGUUGGGGUCUUGCUAAACCUAAUGGUGGUUCAGAAAAAGAACCAAGUAUUGUAGAAGCACGUAUUGUUAGUGAUCAAAAAUGUUUGCGAUCAAAUGAUGCAUUUGGUACGAUAACAUCAGAACGGAAUUUGUGUGCAGGUUAUCGUGAUGACACAGGACCAUGUCAAGGUGAUUCAGGCAGUGGACUUAUAAUUGAUAUUGGUGGUAAAUGGUUUUUAAGAGCAACAGUUUCAGGUGCAAUAUCACACGUUCAAAAAGUAUGUGAUCUUAAACAAUAUGUCAUUUAUACUGAUGUUGCACAAUUUUCUAAUUGGAUAAGUCAGUAUAUAAGAUUUUAA